Messenger RNA from Helianthus annuus (common sunflower), 1440 nucleotides. RefSeq lists its product as uncharacterized. The transcript has a single exon. Lineage: Eukaryota; Viridiplantae; Streptophyta; Magnoliopsida; Asterales; Asteraceae. Gene Ontology annotation, molecular function: aspartic-type endopeptidase activity; zinc ion binding; nucleic acid binding. The record is from RefSeq and is a predicted model, not a curated record. The coding region runs from base 1 to 1440 and encodes 479 amino acids. Gene Ontology annotation, biological process: proteolysis.
AUGGCUGAUAUGGUGAAUGUGAAUGAGGACGACGAAGCACGCCGAAAUGAAAUAAGAGCUAUGAUUAUGGAAGAAGUAAAGAAAGCAGUAGAGGCUAGUGUUCCCCGACUAGCUCAAGAAGUCGAAGGACAAGUAUUGGAGAUAAUUAAUACCUCGGUAACUUCUAAGGUGGAAGAAUUGAAAGAAAUGAUUAGUGAAUUGCAAGUGAAGAAAAGCUUUCGGCGAUGCACGUACAAAGAUUUCAUGGCAUGCAACCCUUUACCAUACAAAGGGGAAGUUGAUCCGAUAGCUUGUCAAAGGUGGAUUUCAAGUACCGAAGCAGUGUUUACACGAAGUAGAUGUGAAGUGGAGGAUCAAGUAAUGUUUGCCACGGGCCUCCUACAACUUCGAGCAAAAGAUUGGUGGGACGCAUACUCGAAGGAAUUGGGGGAUGAUAAAGUACAAUCGUUAACAUGGCAAGAAUUCAAGGAGUCAUUUCUGAAAUAUUAUAGUCCACAAUCCGCAAUUGAUAAGAUUCAGGAAGCCUUCUUACGUCUCAGACAAAAGGAUGAAACGAUUGACGAGAUAACGAACAAGUUCCUUGAGAGGGUGAAGUUCUGUGAGGAGAUAGCGGGGACUGAGAGGCAAAGGAUUAUACGUUACCAUGCUAUGUUAAAGGCUGAAUAUCGGGAAUUUGUAAACCCCUCCAAGUGUGCAAUGUUAAAUGAACUAUUUGAAUGGGCAAGACACAGAGAAAUUGAGAUAAAAAGGCAGGUUGAACGGGGAGAGAAAAGGGUAGCGGAGAAGCCUACCAACGCAAGCCCAUCGAAAAAGGCAAGAUAUCAAGACCAAAGCAAGAAGGGGAAAGCAAGUAGUGAAAUUCCGACUUGCAAGACGUGUGGGAAGCAUCAUUCGGGUGAGUGUUUGUCGGGAAAGAAGGGAUGCUACAAAUGUGGACGAGAGGGACAUCCGUUUUAUAGGUGCCCCGAAAACUCAAAGGCGUGUUAUAAUUGCAAUGAAACGGGGCACAUUAAAGCGGAUGAGCCCCCCAAGGCUCGCGGGAGGAUGUUUCAGUUAACCUCAGAUGAAGCCAAAGCUAGCCCGGACGUGGUUUCAGGUAUAUUCUUGGUUAAUUCUAUGCCUAUGAAUGUUCUAUUUGAUUCUGGGGCUAGUAGGUCGUUCAUUUCUAAUGAAUUGUUAGCUCACCCAUCGUUUAAGCUUGAAAAGAUGUCAAUACCCUUAGAGGUUGAAGUUGCUGAUAGUAAAAGCUAUUUGUUGCAUGAUAUUUGCAAAAACUGUAAGAUAAUAAUCGAAGAUGAGGAAUUUAGUAUAGACCUUGUUCCAAUGUACAUGGGGGAAUUUAAAGUAGUUGUAGGAAUGGAUUGGCUAGCCCAAAACCACGCUGAAAUUCAAUGUGAAAAGAAAGUCAUUCAUGUAGUUACCUCGGGGGGAAACGGAUAA